Molecule: messenger RNA, 367 nt
Organism: Coregonus sp. 'balchen'
Lineage: Eukaryota; Metazoa; Chordata; Actinopteri; Salmoniformes; Salmonidae
Source: the annotation of a GenBank genome assembly
GUUGAAAUGGAGACACUGGCAGUGAUAAAGUGGAUGCAGAACUAUAACUUUGUUCUGUCUGCUAACCUGCAUGGAGGGGCAGUGGUGGCCAACUACCCCUUUGACAAGUCAAGGGACCCCCGCAUCAGAGGCAAGACCACAUACGCUGCAACCCCAGAUGACAAGAUAUUCAAAAAGGUACAGGUGCAGAUAACAGAUUUGAAAGCUCAGUCACAUUAUAGCACAUAUUGAAACAUGUGUCUUUGUGUGCUUACAGUUGGCCAGGACGUAUUCGUAUGCCCACAGUUGGAUGCAUAAGGGUUGGAACUGUGGAGAUUUCUUUGAUGAAGGGAUCACCAAUGGAGCCAGCUGGUACUCUCUGUCCAAA